AUGCAGGUUGCAGAAAUACUUGCUGAUAUAACCUCUCUCAAAGCUUGUGGCCACGAGGAGGCUCUUGCCUUGGUAAAUGUCCACAAGUCUACAGCACCACCAGAUGACUCUCCGAUCCAACUCAACAAAAGGGAUCAAGACUUGCACCGAGCAAAAGAGCUGGUAAACCUCCACUAUGAAGUCAAGAAACGUUACCAAGACGGCGAAGUGGACGAAGAACUUCGAAGAGCCCGCGAAGAUGUGGACCAAGUCAUUUGGGAUCUGUCAUGA
This is a messenger RNA of Penicillium taxi, 270 nucleotides long. RefSeq lists its product as uncharacterized. The record is from RefSeq and is a predicted model, not a curated record. Lineage: Eukaryota; Fungi; Ascomycota; Eurotiomycetes; Eurotiales; Aspergillaceae. The transcript is spliced from 2 exons. The coding region runs from base 1 to 270 and encodes 89 amino acids.